Camellia sinensis is the source of this 1974-nucleotide messenger RNA. NCBI's taxonomy places the organism in Eukaryota, Viridiplantae, Streptophyta, Magnoliopsida, Ericales, Theaceae. The record is from RefSeq and is a predicted model, not a curated record.
AAGCAACUAUUUAAAAACCCAAUCAAACAUCAAAAUUCUCACAAUCCACUUCGUUCUCUUUCUUCCUUCUCUGUUCUCUCUAGUCCUUGUUCGCUCUAAAGUCCUUAAACCUCUCUUAAAAUUAUUAAAUUACAUAUAUAUGUGUUUGAACUCUUUCAUGGAACUCCUUCCAGGUCUUCCCAACCACGUCACUCUCGAAUGUCUUAUUCGCAUACCGUUCGAUCAAUUCCCCGUGGCUGCCUCCUUAUGCAGAGGUUGGAAAGCCGAGAUUGAGCUGCCGGAGUUUCGCCACCACCGGAAGACAGCUGGCUUGGCCCGAUCACUCAUCGUGGUGUCGCAAGCACGGGUCGACCCAACCCAAAAUCUGCGUGCUGCUAAGCUUUCCGCUCCGCCCUUGUAUCGCCUCGCACUUCGUGAGCUGGAAACUGGUUAUUGGUCCGACCUGCCACCCGUGCCGGGGUUUUCCGAUGGGUUGCCGAUGUUUUGCCACCUUGUGGGAGUUGGACCGGAGCUGGUAUUGAUAGGCGGGUGUGACCCGGUGACUUGGCAGGUAUCGGAUCCAGUGUUUAUUUACAACUUUGUUUCUGGCAUCUGGCGGCAUGGGACAGAUAUGCCAGGUGGCGGAAGAUUAUUCUUUGGAUCUGCCUCGGAUUUUGAUCGGAUGGUGUAUGUUGCAGGUGGUCAUGAUAAAAAGAAAAAUGCACUGAAAUCUGCCUUGUCAUAUGACGUGGCUAAAGAUGAGUGGAUCAAGCUUCUUGACAUGAAAAAAGAGCGAGACGGGUGUAGGGGAGAAAUGAUAGAGAGCUCUAAAUAUAGAGUUUUAAUUUGAGCUCUAAUGAUGUGUCAAAGUAAAAAAAAAAGAAAAAACACAAAAUAAGACAUAAACAUCACAUUAGGAUGGGACUCACCUUCCUAUUAGAGCUAUUAGAACUCCUAUAUAGAGCUCUAAAGCAUUUUUGAGUGUAAGCGUGUGUUCUUCGAUGGCAAGUUCCACGUCAUCAGUGGAUACCCUACAAGGUCAUUUGGAAAGAAGAAAAGGUAGAGGUUAUUAAAUUUUUUUUAUAAAAAUGAUCAUAAAAAAUUUAUGAUUUUUAGAUUAAUUUAAUUAAUGUGUGAUACUUUAUUUUAAGUGUAAUUUAAGGAUCAUAAAAGUUUUAUGAUAAUUUUUAUGAAAGAUUUUUCAUGAUACCUAAUAUUGUUGUUUUGAAAAUGGUAUUGAAGUAUUUGAUAUUACAACUUGGCAAUGGGACCGGAUCGAAAAUGACUUCUUAAAAGAUGCCAUUUGUCCACGGACAUGUGUCGACGGUGGCGAUUCAGGAUUAUACAUGUGUCAUGAAGGUAAUGUGAUGACUCGUAUGGAAACUACUUGGCGAGUCUUAGCUAGACUAUCAGCUGAGGUGUGCAAUGUGGCUUACAUGACAGUAUGGCAAACCAAGUUGUUAGUGUUUUGUUCUUCUGAAUUAGGUGAACCCCACAAAGUUUAUGAGAUGGAUUUAUGUUGUGUUUGGUUGGAGGAUUUGAGAAUGGAUUUGGAAAGGGAAAUAAAAAAAAUAAGUGAAAUGUGAAUAAAACAUGUCUAAAUUUCACCUAAUUUCACACAUUUUUUUCUUUUUUCUUUCUAAAUCCCUAUCUAAAUCCCCCAACCAAACACAGUAUUAAAGAAUUAUACGUGGACAAAAAUUAGAGCACCACAUGAAUACUCAAUCCUUGUCCAGUUUGGUGGUUGUUUGGAGAUUUAAAUUAACUUCUCAAAUGAAACCUCAAAUCAUACAAUUUUUUUAAUCAAGUUUUUUUAAUGAUAUAAUUGAUCAAUGGAAACCAAAUCUAAUGUAGUGAGCAACUGAGUAUGCAAAUGGAUGUUUAGUGGGUUAAACCAUUGGUCAAAUGACAAUUUGGACAUUUUUAAUUUGUGUGUUAAUUGAUUCAUGUUAUAUUUAUGUUGUCAUAUACUGUGAUGAUUUAAUGGGUGAGAUA